AUGCUCGCCUCAUCGGCGCGGCAGACCUGCCGAGUCCUGACGAGUCAAGCCGUACGAUCAUCCUGGAAUCUCUGCCUUCCAGCUGAAUCCUCACGCCAGGCUUUACUCCGAGCUGUGACUCCAACACACAACCCUGGUUCGUCCUCGUCCACCCGGGAGUCUGUCGGACAACGGAGAAGGGCAUCUGGUAAAGCUUCAGCCGCUAGAAAACGAUUUGCAACAGCUGCGGCGAUAGCUUUGAAUGGUACUUCUGCUACAGAGGAAGAGCCCGAAACACCAAUCAGAUCAUUGACUUGGGGAAGAAGAUCACGCCAUUUGAUAAGGAGUGAGGAUGACCAAAUCUUGCAAUCACCUGAUCGACCCAUACCUAGCAACACGGGCGACGAUGAUUUUCCUUCGUUCAACUCAUCGGAAUGGGACGAAGAUACCACGACUCCAUCACUUCCCGAUCCUAUGCCACCAGAUCUUUCGGUAGAUCAUCCGUUCAGUCAUAUCGAAAUUUUUCGCGCACGUCUUAUCUCCCAACCCCUAGCAUCUUUACUUUAUCUGUGUAAAUUCCCUUCCAGCGAAAUAUCUCAAAUCCGUCCUUUAGAUCUGGUCGACUUGCUCACUCAUCUCAGCUCAAACUUUCUCAACGAUCCAAAAAUGUUAGCUGAGACCUCUUGGGCACAGGUCAGAUUCGCCCUGCAACGAGUUCUCGAAAUGAUAAAGUCAUUCGUCUUAUCUUCAAGCUCAACCGAUCCUGAAGAGCUUGCUCAACUUCAUAUCUGCCUUUUCGACACUUGUAUGACUCUGGGAUCCCAAUCAGUCGCCUUCAAGACGUAUGAACAUGCUGUCAAACUCGUCACAAUGAACUACUCGACGGUACGACUGGACGCCUAUGCUCGGGUUUUGUUGGACCAUGGACGAUGGAGGAUCUCAACGAAGAUUCUGAGUACAUUCUUGACACCAAGAGAGUUCAUCACACCUUUCAUGUUACAGAUCCGGAUGCUUGCACAUCUUGGUUUGUCAGAGCCUCAGAUCGCGCUUCGAGAAUACGACCAACAUGUCAUGUUGAAUCUGGAUCCGACAAAGAUGAGUAUGGUCUAUCGUCUGACGGCUCAUCUUAAAGUUGGGAAUGUGCUAGAAGCGAGGAAAGCGUUAGCUGAGAUGCAAGAGGAUGGCGAAUUGGAUGAUUCGACGAAACAAUUGGCCAUUGUACAUGGGUACAAGAGUUUGGGUCUUGGUGAUAAAAUGGAACGAACCAUCCUGCAAGAUCUCCAAACGGGUGGGCUGAAGCCAGAAGCAGCAUUUCUGAAUGCUCUAGUCAAGAUUCGUCUGGAUUCUCGAGAUAUUGAUGGUGCGCAAGAACUCUUGAAAAGGUUUGACCUCGAUUAUCCCCCUUCACUUGUUUCCACAGAGGGGACGGUGACGCCAUCCGCGGAGACUGUGAGGAUAGCGUUCAGAGUGUAUACCCGGAACGCAGAUGCUGCUCGACUAAAGGAAGUUUGGGAUUGGGUAUCAUCUCGACGUGAAGUAAGAGUGGUAGAUGAUACUCUAAUCUCUUUCUUGAUCACUGGAAUGGGUCGAGCUCACCUCGUUGAUGAAGCGGAGAAAAUGAUGAUGGCUUCUCUCCAUGAGAAUGCUUCUCAAUCAGAUUCACUCACAUGGUAUAUACCUCCAGGGGUUCGACCCGGUAUAAUGAGUUUCAACUCACUUAUCUCCGUCCUCUCCUCUGCAUAUGGUUAUGAAGGUUUUGAACGAAGCACCAAUCUCCUACGACAAUCAGGUAUAAAACCUGAUCAACAUACUCUUGGUCUUUUAAUCAAAUUCGCCAAAGAUUCGCUCAGUCAUCAACCUGCUUCUCUAGCAUCUCUUCUAACUUCUUUACUUGAACGUAAUCCUCAUAUCCGACCUUCACCGUCACAUCUAGAUCUCUUAUUGGCCGACGCUGUCCAACUAGCUGCUCGAACUUUUCAAACUUCUCGUAAACCUCUCAACGCUCCUUAUCCCUUUCGACCAUUUCCAGACCCUAUCAACUCCAACCAACCCCAAGGAGGUCUAGCAACCGUUGAUCCAUUCUCACGUGCAGUCAGACGAAUCACACAUUCUCUUCUCAAUCGAGGUAUAAGAUCAACGUCCGCCACAUUAGCCACAAGACUUCGAUUCGACGCUUUGACAUUAUCCGCUUCCGGAGAAUUCCCUUCCACCCGAACCGUCUGGGCAUCACUUUUAGCCAGAGGAUUCAGACCUGCUCGUCCACAUUUUUUCGCAUUGUUAAGAGGAUAUGCAGAUGCGGGAGCUUUAGAACAAGCUGAAGAUACACUACUUCUCGCUCGUCAAACAGGUAUAAAAAUCGAUGGAUGGUUUUUACUCCCUUUAUUGGAAUCUUAUCGUCGGGAGGGGAAUGUGAGAAAAGUAACAGAACUUUGUCAAUCUAUCAAAAGAUUAGAUCCUUCUAUCAAAUUAUCAUCUUUCGCUGCGGCAGGAAUGAUUCAAGUUUUUCAAGAUUCGGGAAAAUACGAAUCGGCCGCAAAUGUGGCUAAAGAAGAAAUGAUACCUCUAUUGGAUAAAUUAUCAGAAGGGGAAAAGAUGAAUUGUUUGAUACAUGUUUUCAGAGCUUUAGCUGGGGAUGGUGAAUAUGUUAGAGCUAUGGAAGUCGUUUGGGAAUAUGGACAUGAAAAGGGGUUAUCACAUGAUGUUAGAUCUAAAGUCCGACUUUUGAAACAUUAUUUAACAAAACGUUUAUCGUGGGAGAAAGAACGAAGUAAAUCCAUUCCGGUGGAUCAUGGACAAAAGAGCGAUAAAGAUUUGGAUGAAGGAGGGAGGGAAAAAAGGUUGGAAAAGAUGGAAGAAAGUAAAAAAGCUUUGAAGAUGAUAAAAGAUAUUUUGAAGAAAGAUGAUCAGAUAAGACAGAGUGGGAAACCUAGGAAGAAAUCUUUAAAGAGUAAGAAUGUCAGAGAACGGUUGGUCAAACUUUUGAGUAGAGGGGGAGAAGGUACGAAGGCUUGGAAAAAGAGACAGGACAGAAAGGUUUUACAGCGAUAUAGAGCUGCUGACAGACGUCUGGUGAAAGAUAAUGGUGUUGCGUUGGGAGAAGGAGAGAAUAAAGGGGAAACCUCAUUGAACAGUGGAUCAGCGGAUGAAGGGGGUAGGGAUAAAUUGAAGGUGCAAUGA
Tremella mesenterica DSM 1558 is the source of this 3156-nucleotide messenger RNA. RefSeq lists its product as uncharacterized. The transcript has a single exon. The record is from RefSeq and is a predicted model, not a curated record. Gene Ontology annotation, molecular function: protein binding. Bases 1 to 3156 code for a protein of 1051 amino acids. Lineage: Eukaryota; Fungi; Basidiomycota; Tremellomycetes; Tremellales; Tremellaceae.